Xenopus laevis (African clawed frog) is the source of this 1644-nucleotide messenger RNA. It is a transcript of the gene nck2.L, whose product is annotated as NCK adaptor protein 2 L homeolog. Gene Ontology annotation, biological process: positive regulation of translation in response to endoplasmic reticulum stress; regulation of transcription by RNA polymerase II; ephrin receptor signaling pathway. NCBI's taxonomy places the organism in Eukaryota, Metazoa, Chordata, Amphibia, Anura, Pipidae. The record is from RefSeq and is marked provisional. Gene Ontology annotation, molecular function: signaling adaptor activity; receptor tyrosine kinase binding. Gene Ontology annotation, cellular component: cytosol; endoplasmic reticulum; cytoplasm.
GGCCCGGCUAAUCCAAAUUGACUCCAUGAAAGAUGACAGAGGAAGUCAUUGUUAUUGCCAAGUGGGAUUAUACGGCACAACAGGACCAAGAACUUGAUCUUAGAAAAAAUGAACGCCUGUGGCUACUGGAUGACUCCAAAACCUGGUGGAGGGUAAGAAACACUGCCAACAAAACUGGAUACGUGCCAUCAAACUACGUGGAGAGGAAGAACAGCUUAAAAAAGGGAUCACUUGUUAAAAAUUUAAAGGACACUCUGGGUCUUGGCAAAACAAAAAGCAAAAAAACUAGCACUCGAGAUGCCUCGCCCACACCAAGCACUGAUGCAGAAUAUUCAUCUAAUGGCAGCAACACAGAUCGAAUCUAUGAUUUAAACAUUCCUGCAGUAGUCAAAUUUGCCUAUGUAGCAGAGAGAGAUGAUGAGCUGACACUCGUGAAAGGUACACGAGUGGUUGUUAUGGAGAAGUGCAGUGAUGGAUGGUGGCGCGGUGCAUACAAUGGACAGGUUGGCUGGUUUCCAUCGAACUAUGUAGUAGAAGAAGUUGACGACGAAACUGCAGAUUCCCCAAGUUUUCUAAACUCAAGGAAAGGAGCUUCUAUGACCAAUGGCCAAAGUACAAAAGUGCUUCAUAUUGUUAAGACACUCUACCCGUUCAGCUCAGUAACUGAAGAGGAACUGAAUUUUGAGAAAGGGGAAACUAUGGAAGUAAUUGAAAAACCAGAUAAUGACCCUGAGUGGUGGAAAUGUAAAAACUCUAGUGGGCAAAUUGGACUUGUUCCUAAAAACUAUGUUGUUAUUUUAAGUGAUAGCCCUUCCAUGAACAAUUCCCAUAUUACUCAGAUAAGCUACACAGGUCCUGCUUGCACUGGCCGGUUUGCUGGUAAAGCAUGGUAUUAUGGUGGUAUAACCCGACAUCAAGCAGAAUGUGCCCUGAAUGAAAGAGGAAUGGAGGGAGACUUUGUUAUUAGAGACAGUGAGUCUUCGCCCAGUGACUUUUCCAUAUCUCUGAAGUCAUCAAGAAAAAACAAACACUUUAAAGUACAGCUGGUAGACAGUGUAUUCUGUAUUGGGCAGCGGCGAUUUAAGAACAUGGAUGAAUUGGUGGAACAUUAUAAAAAAGCCCCCAUCUUCACUAGUGAACACGGAGAAAAGCUGUACCUUGUGAAACCACUACAGUGACCCACCUGGAGACAAAGCAGCCCCUACAGGGUUUUUUUCCCCCCAACUUCAAGCCUUAGUUCUAAAAAAUAACUUCCAUGGAGCAGAGCCAUCAUUACGAUAGAAACAAAUGAGCAAUCUUAAUAUAAUGGCUCAGCUUGUACCACAAACACUUGGAUUGUACUUUUAUUUUUCUGUUCAGUGUUUGUCCUUUCUGUUUGUGUGUCACAUUGCCCUCAGGUUUAAAACCUCACUUAAGUGACCAUUGUAAGCACUCACUGUCAUGCCUUGGUUUAGAGUCUCCUAUUCUGCAUAUGUUUACAGUCUAAUGCUGGUUAUGGCUAGCAAUGAGUAGGAAUCAACUUGAACAGUGUUAAAGUAUUCAAAUCCUUUUUAUAAUAUAAGAAGUCUUUAUUGGAAAUAGACGCAGAUGAAAAGCACUGAAGCUGCAGUAAAAAAUUAUUGUAGACAUGCUGUAUCAAUUGUG